This is a messenger RNA of Solea senegalensis (Senegalese sole), 3246 nucleotides long. It is a transcript of the gene vps11, whose product is annotated as VPS11 core subunit of CORVET and HOPS complexes. Bases 66 to 2846 code for a protein of 926 amino acids. Gene Ontology annotation, molecular function: protein binding; protein-macromolecule adaptor activity. The transcript is spliced from 16 exons. Lineage: Eukaryota; Metazoa; Chordata; Actinopteri; Pleuronectiformes; Soleidae. Gene Ontology annotation, cellular component: HOPS complex; endosome. The record is from RefSeq and is a predicted model, not a curated record. Gene Ontology annotation, biological process: endosome organization; organelle fusion; vesicle-mediated transport.
UUGCUCACGUGACUUUUGUGUCACAUGACAACGCCCUGUCGAGCUACUUGGCUAACGCUAACACAAUGGCAGCCUUCCUACAGUGGAGGAAAUUCGUAUUUUUUGACAAGGACACGGCCAAGGACCCGGUGGAUAAUGGGAAAAACUUUGUUCUUCCAAACGGAAUCUCGGCCUGCGACUCCGGCCGCGGACACAUUGUCCUCGGUGAUAUGGAUGGCAAGAUCUGGCUCAUGACACGCUCCCUGCAGCUGACGUUUUUCCAGGCUUAUAAGUUGCGUGUUACACACCUUUACCAGCUGAAGCAGCAUAGCAUCCUUGUGACAGUGGGGCAGGAUGAACAAGGAAUAAAUCCUUUAGUAAAAGUCUGGAACCUUGAUAAAAGAGACAGUGGAAAUCCUCCCUGCACAAGGAUUUUUCCUGCAAUUCCCGGUAACAAACCUACUGAAGUGUCUUGCCUCAGUGUGCACGAGAAUCUCAACUUCAUGGCAAUUGGCUUCACAGAUGGCAGUGUGGUUCUGACCAAAGGUGACAUCACCAGGGAUCGUCACAGUAAAACUUUGACUCUGCAUGAGGGAAGCAGCCCAGUCACUGGCCUCGCCUUCCGCCAAAUGGCAAAGGUCACACAUCUGUUUGUAGCCACUCUGGAGAAGGUCCAUUGCUACACGCUGUCCAUCAAAGAGUACCCUAAAGUAGAGCUGGAUACACACGGCUGUGCACUGCGCUGCUCUUCCCUGGCAGAUCCCUCCCAGGAUUCCCAGUUUAUUGUCGCUGGUGAUGAGUGCGUCUACUUGUAUCAGCCUGAUGAGCGAGGUCCCUGCUUUGCCUUUGAUGGACACAAGCUUUUUGCCCACUGGCACCGUGGAUAUCUUUUUUUACUCAUCAGGGAUGCAAAGUCACCCAACAAGAGUGGGUUUGGUAGCAGAGAGAGCUCUCCAUCUGACAAACAGCUUCUCACCAUCUAUGACCUGGACAACAAGUUCAUUGCCUACAGUGCCUCUUUUGAUGAUGUCGUUGAUGUUGUGGCCGAGUGGGGCUCCUUCUACAUCCUGACCCGAGAUGGAAAAAUGUUCAUUCUGCAAGAGAAAGACACGCAGACCAAACUUGAGAUGCUCUUUAAAAAGAACCUAUUUGUGAUGGCCAUAAACCUGGCUAAGAGCCAGCACCUGGACAGUGACGGACUGUCGGAGAUCUUCAGGCAGUAUGGUGACCACCUCUACCUUAAAGGGGACCACGAUGGUGCCAUACAGCAGUACAUUCGCACCAUUGGAAAAUUGGAGCCAUCAUAUGUGAUUAGGAAAUUCCUGGACGCGCAGAGGAUCCACAAUCUGACGGCAUAUCUGCAAGCCUUGCACAGGCAGUCGCUGGCUAAUGCUGACCAUACUACACUGCUCCUCAACUGUUACACUAAACUGAAGGACAGCUCCAAGCUGGAGGAGUUUAUUAAGAGUAGUGAAAGUGAAGUGCACUUUGAUGUUGAGAUCGCCAUCAAGGUUCUCAGGCAGGCUGGCUACCACAAUUACGCCGUCUUCCUGGCUGAGAAACACAUGCACCACGAAUGGUACCUGAAGAUCCAGCUGGAAGACCUUAAGAACUACCAGGAAGGACUGCGCUACAUUGGACGUCUGCCUUUUGAACAAGCUGAGAGCACCAUGAAGCAUUACGGCAAGACACUGAUGCACCAUGUCCCUGAGGGCACCACGUUGCUCCUGAAGGGCCUGUGCACCAACUACCAAUCAAGCGGAGACGGUGGUGACAAAGAGAGCGAGGAAAGGAGGCGGAUCAAUAAGGCGAACUCCGAGGAGUUCAUCCCAAUCUUUGCAAACAACCCUCGGGAGCUGAAAGCCUUCCUGGAGCACAUGAUUGAGGUGGAUCCCCGUUCUCCUCAGGGAGUGUAUGACACGCUGCUGGAGCUCCGGCUGCAAGACUGGGCCCACGAACAGGCUCCAGAGAGGAAGAAGGUCCUGCAGGGAGAAGCGGUGUCACUGCUGAGGAGUGACAACACCGUGUUUGACAAGGCCCUGGUCCUCUGCCAGAUGCACAACUUCAAAGAAGGCGUUCUCUACCUUUAUGAGAAGGGCAAACUGUAUCAGCAGAUUAUGCACUACCACAUGCAGAAUGAGGAGUAUGGAAAAGUGGUCGAGGCCUGCAAACGCUAUGGGGACCAGGAGGGCUGUCUGUGGGAGCAGGCGCUGGGAUACUUUGCCAGAAAAGAAGAGGACUGCAAGGCUUACAUCAGUGAGGUUCUACAUCAUAUCGACCAAAACAACCUGAUGCCCCCAUUACUCGUGGUGCAAACACUGGCACACAACUCGACGGCCACGCUCUCCGUCAUCAAGGACUACCUCAUUAACAAGCUGCAGAGGGAGAGUCAACAGAUAGAGGACGACGAACGCAAAAUCCGCCAGUACCGCGAGGACACGGCUCACCUCCGCUCCGAGAUCCAGGAGCUCAAAACAAGCGCCAAAAUCUUCCAGAAGACAAAGUGCAACAUGUGCAACAGUCCCCUGGAGCUACCCUCGGUUCAUUUCCUGUGCAGCCACUCCUUCCACCAGCACUGCUUCGAAAGCUAUGCAGAGAGUGAGGCCGAAUGUCCGACGUGCACGCCAGACAACAGGAAGGUCAUGGACAUGCUGCGUGCGCAGGACCAGAAACGAGACCUGCACGACCACUUCAACAGACAGUUACGCAGCUCCAACGACGGUUUCUCCGUGGUGGCCGACUACUUUGGUCGAGGCGUGUUUAACAAACUGACUCUGGUCACUGACCUGCCUGGAAAUAAAACAGUCGGGGGUCUUGAAGUGAACCUGCAGAAGGACCUCCUCAUCCACACCAAGAGGAACAGCUAGACACCUCUUCCCCCCCCGUGAUUACUGAAUCCGACCGGAGUGGGAAUGGCGUUUCCGGCUCUGUCCUCAUCCUUCGCUGCGUGGUGUGUCAUUUUAUUUAGCAGCAAAUGCGUUUUGCCUGCUUUUAGCACCUGCUGUGGAGCUGUGAGGCAUGACCGGGUUUGUAGUCAAGAGUCGUGACUCCCUGGAGAAUGUCUAAAUGUACUUUAAUUUUAAAACGUGUAAUAAGGAGUCUUAAAACUAUGCUGCAGCACUACCUGGAGAAUGUUGCUUUGGUGUUUUGCUUGUUGUCAUGUGAUCAUGCACUCGACAUAAAGUUAUGGAUAAAUCAUCUGCUGCGAAUAAAGUCAUUCGAUUGCUGUCAGUCUAAUUUAAAAAAUUUAAACUUUACACAAAGGCA